This is a messenger RNA of Branchiostoma floridae (Florida lancelet), 2218 nucleotides long. Its product is annotated as DNA-directed primase/polymerase protein-like. Gene Ontology annotation, cellular component: mitochondrial matrix; nucleus. The transcript is spliced from 15 exons. Lineage: Eukaryota; Metazoa; Chordata; Leptocardii; Amphioxiformes; Branchiostomatidae. Gene Ontology annotation, biological process: error-prone translesion synthesis; replication fork processing; mitochondrial DNA replication. Gene Ontology annotation, molecular function: DNA-directed DNA polymerase activity; chromatin binding. The coding region runs from base 12 to 2054 and encodes 680 amino acids. The record is from RefSeq and is a predicted model, not a curated record.
UUCCCAGCACCAUGUCCCACCAGCCAACUCUGUCUCCCCGUAAACGCAGCCUGGCUCAGAUCAGGGAAUGGAGGAAAGUAGAAUGGAAGAAGAAGCUGAGGAGGUUUGAGAAAGCGGAGGAGGAGAUAAAGAAGUUUCCAUUAGGGCCUCAAUACAAGGCUGGGCUGCGGCGCCCCUCCCCCGUGUGGAGACUCUUCCCCAGACAGAAGCUAGCCUUCGAUUUCGCACGAUGCUGUAAACAGGAUGUCCAUGUGUUUGCGUGUGAAGUGGAGGGGGAGAGUGAGAACGGUCAGAGGAGAUAUCUGGUCACCACGUACGAGCAGUUCUGGGACAUGUACAGUGUUCUCCACCCAAAUAUGGACGGCCACUUCUACGAGGUCAUCCCAGAGGGCGCGACCUGUCACCUGUACUUUGACCUUGAGUUCAGCAAGGUCGUGAACCCGGGGUCAGACGGGGUCGCCAUGGUCCAAACUCUCAUCAGGUGUGUGUGGUGGCUCCUGAAGAAGAAAUACAACCUCACCUGUACGGAGGAUCAUGUCCUUGACUUGGAGUCAAGCACGGAGGAAAAGUUCAGUCACCAUCUGAUUUUCCACCUGCCUGGAGCUGCCUUUCAGGACAACAUUCAUGCAGGCAACUUUGUACACCAGAUGUGUGAGAAGCUGCACCUGUGUACUGAGCAGCAGAGCCCCCUGGCAGGUGAUGCAGAACUGCAGGAGCUGAGGGAGGCAGUCCCAGGGUUGGACCUGUGUACUGAGCAGCAGAGCCCCCUGGCAGGUGAUGCAGAACUGCAGGAGCUGAGGGAGGCAGUGCCAGGGUUGGACCUGUGUACUGAGCAGCAGAGACACCUGACAGGUGACACAGAACUGCAGGAGCUGAGGGAGGCAGUGCCAGGGUUGGACCAGUGUACUAAGCAGCAGAGCCCCCUGGCAGGUGACACAGAACUGCAGGAGCUGAGACAGGCAGUGCCAGGACUGGACCAGCUGGUGGUAAAGAACAAGGCUGGGGAGAGGGUGCUGUUCAUAGAUGCAGGUGUGUACACGAAGAACAGGAACUUCCGCCUGUACCAGAGCACGAAGCUGGGCAGGCGUGCGCCUCUGCUGGUCGCUCCACAGUGCAAGUACAAACUACGGGAGGGGGGCAAGGUAUCCUGGGAGGAGAGCAAGGCAUGCUGGGAGGGGAGCAAGGCAUGCUGGGACAAACAGGUCUUCCUGGAAUCCCUCGUUAGCAAUGUGAGGUUUUCCCCCGAACUGAGAGUGUUACGGUGUGAGGAAGGCAACAGUUCGUCUGGCAGAGUCAGAACCAGCCAUGAGAGUGGGGACAACAGUAGAGGGCGGGACAGCACAACUAGGGACGGUACAGUCUAUUUCUGUUCAAUGUGUAACACAAUUUCUCGCUGUCUGGCCAGGACUGAUCAGGUCUCCUUCCCCAGAGUUUGUGGCCGUUCACUUCUAACUCAAGAUAACAAUUCCCAUAACUACCAUUCUACAGAUCAGCUAUCAGGUUGCAGCAGCUCCCCCUACCCCGAGGUGGAUGCCUAUGUGGUACUGCAGGUGAGCAGGGAGGAUCAGCUGUCGGGUUGCAGCAGCUCCCCCUACCCUGAGGUGGAUGCCUACGUGGUACUGCAGGCGAGCAGGGAGGCCACAGGCCAGCUGUCGGGUUGCAGCAGCUCCCCCUACCCUGAGGUGGAUGCCUACGUGGUACUGCAGGCGAGCAGGGAGGGUGUGUAUGGGGAUCAGCUGUCAGGUUGCAGCAGCUCCCCCUAUCCUGAGGUGGAUGCCUACGUGGUACUGCAGGCAAGCAGAGGGGGCGUGCAUGGGGGGAUCCGCCAGUGGACGUACUUCUCCCAGGGGGAGGUCCUGAUGUAUGACAUCGUGCACAACCGCUGGUGUGAGAACAUCGGGCGGGCACACAGGAGCAACCAUGUCAUGUUUGUAGCAGACCUGAAACGGCAGGUGUUGUACCAGAAAUGUCACGACCCCGUCUGUAGGGCACAGAACUACAAGUCUCCUGGUAAAACACCUUUAUAUCCUUGUUACUUAUCAACUCAUCUAUGAAAAAGGGAUUGCUUUUGGCUUGUCUAUGUGUGCAUGUUUGGUUUUGUAUGUGUGUGUGUUGGUGUGUUCCAAAUUAUGCACACAUGUAUUUCAUCAUUUUAUAACCUUUGCUUUAUAUAUAUAGCCUCCUUUGGACAUGUCUAUAAGCUGACUCAGGUCUGUUG